Frankliniella occidentalis (western flower thrips) is the source of this 2161-nucleotide messenger RNA. RefSeq lists its product as uncharacterized. The transcript is spliced from 5 exons. Gene Ontology annotation, molecular function: protein binding. The record is from RefSeq and is a predicted model, not a curated record. Lineage: Eukaryota; Metazoa; Arthropoda; Insecta; Thysanoptera; Thripidae. The coding region runs from base 789 to 2012 and encodes 407 amino acids.
AACGCACAUCUCUGCAUGUCUACCAACUAGGCCCGUGGAUCUGCCCAGAGCAGACGAUAAAGGGAAUGACCCGAUACACACUCUCUCCGUGCUGCCAACUUCUGCAUACCCAGUGUUCCCAGGCAACACACAUUCGCAUACAUGAAAGAGAGUGAUCGCCUUUUAAUCAAAAAGUGCACCAAAAGUCGAUUCUUUUCGCGAAUGUUUAGAGCCAUCAAAAGGUGGGUUAGAAAAUGCACCAAUUCGGCACCUGAUCGGGCGAAACGGUGUCAGCUGGUCAGCUGACGGUGGUGUCACGUUGGUGUUCUGAAGCUGAAGUUAUCGAGAUCGAGUUUCGCCUCCCAAUAUGAGUUCCCGCGCUCGGUACCGUCGCUCGCGAAAAAAAGGAUUUUUGCACCUUCGCCAACGGUGUUUUUCGUUAAUAAUACUUUAAAAAUCGUUCGAAAUAGAAGUAACUACCGUCGCGAUAAGUGAAAACUCGUGUGUCAGUGCUCUAGUGUGGUCGGUGCUCAAGAUCCGUUGGACCUAACCUCGGAGGUGCGGCGAUGCCCGAGUUUGCAGAUGUCAAGAGUGAUGUACGUGCCCGUGGCCAAGUCGGUUGGCUGCUGCCAGUCGGCGGCGUGCUCGUGGGUGAUGCGGGGGAAUAGCCUCGGCGGCUGGAGAGGUCGGGUCCUUAUCACCGGGGCCAACAUGGUGCCGCUCUGCGACGAGGCGAGCCGUCAGUCGUGUCCGGCUGAACGAGGCGACACCAAGAGGUCCCCGCAGCACCAGUCAAGGAGGGACACGCCAUGCCGACGCACGGGUGCAACUCCCCGCGCCUCCCCGCGCACCUGCUCCAGAUGUUGUCCAGCGCGGUGCUGGCCGCCGUGCUGCUGCUGCCGGUCGCCCUGGCCGCGCUCUGCACCUGCCCGUCGUCACCUACCUCCGGGGACUCCCCCGUGUGUGGCAGUGACGGCCGAACCUACGCUAGCUCGUGCGAGCUGCAGUGCGCCGGCCUGCCCGGACUCUCAGCCGCCCACCUGGGACCGUGCAACACGACGGUGGUCGCCAGCCGCCGCCGCCGCUACACCGUGGAGUACCCGGAGUGGGAUAAAUGUUUCGACGACCGGCAGUGCGCUGAAGAGAACUGCAGCGAGUGCGCCGCGGACGACUUGAAGUGCAGGAGGCUGUGCGGCUGGAACUGCGCGUGCGGGUGCGCGGGGCUGCCGACGGGCGGGCUGGACUGGGACUCGAACGAGCGGUGGUGGAAGUGCUACCAGGAGAGGGAGUGCACCGAGAGUAAAAGCGAUGAGUGUAAGAAGAACUGUGGUGGCUAUCAGUUCUGUAGGAACUUGUGCCACAUGGAGUGGACAAGGUGCGUCUGCGGCUGCAUCCAGCACGUGGCGGACACCAGGACAAGUACCACCACAGCGCCUACAAGUACCACCGCAGCGCCUACCACCAGUACCACCGCAGCGCCAACCACAAGUACCACCAGAGCGCCUACCACAAGUACCACCACAGCGCCCACCACAGCGCCAACCACAAGUACCACCAGAGCGCCUACUAGUAUCACCACACCGCCUACCACAAGCACCACCACAGAGCCUACGACAAGUACGACCACCCCGCCUGCGACGAGCAGCAGCGCCACUGCCGCAACGAACAGCACCUUGACCACCAGUGCCACGGCCCCGGGACCUGCGGCCGGCGUCACCGCCGCGACGGAGUAUCGCGCCGACCAGCAGGCCGGGUCAGCUGGGCCCGCCGUGUCGGUGAACUUGACGUGGGGCUCUGGGCUCGUGCUCGUGCUCGUUCUCGUGUGCGUGAGCGUUUGCGUGUGCCUGCUCGUGUGUGUGAGCGUGUGCGUGCUGGUGCGCUGGCGCCCCUCGGUGGUCUGCUGCCCGCUGGGAGGCGACCAGAGACUGACCGCGCUGUGCCGGGUGGGACCGCCCGCCGCGGAGAGGACCCCGACCAAAGAGACCAACCGCGAUGACGUCGAGCUGAACUCUUACCUCCAGCAUGACGCCUAGCCUAGAUCAGCACCUGCAAAGUUUAUGAAAGGGAAACAUAUUUUAGUCAGAAAGGAGGGACAAAAACUACAAAAACAAGAAUUUCAAAGAAUGUUUUGCAAAAAUUCUGAUACCAUCAAAAUUUAAUAAAUUUGUAAUUUUUAUCACCU